Vitis riparia (riverbank grape) is the source of this 1045-nucleotide messenger RNA. RefSeq names its product mitogen-activated protein kinase kinase kinase 1-like. Gene Ontology annotation, biological process: protein phosphorylation. The transcript has 6 exons. Gene Ontology annotation, molecular function: protein kinase activity; ATP binding. The coding region runs from base 1 to 741 and encodes 246 amino acids. Lineage: Eukaryota; Viridiplantae; Streptophyta; Magnoliopsida; Vitales; Vitaceae. The record is from RefSeq and is a predicted model, not a curated record.
AUGGAGCUUGACCCCUUUUAUAUUGAAAAUAUGUGGUUGCUACAUCCAAAAUUUGGUGAGAUCAUCAUGGAUGUUGGCAUGACAUUCAGAUCUACUUCUGAAUGUGAGCGGCUACAAGAUGAGACUAAACUUUGUAUCUUUCUUGAGCUUGCACCAGAAGGUUCACUGUUAAAUCUCUAUAGAAAGCAUAAACUAUUGGAGCCCCAAGUCUCUGAAUACACAAGGCAGAUUUUGAAUGGUUUGAGCUAUCUACAUGGGAAACAUGUAAUUCACAGGGAUGUCAAAUGUGCUAACAUAUUGGUAUUUGAAAAUCACAUUGUGAAACUUGCAGAUUUUGGAUUGUCAAAGCAUUGCCAAUCGAAUGAUUUUAACUCUAGUAAAGGGUCUCCAUUCUGGACGGCCCCUGAGGUUGUUAAUGCGGUGUAUAGGAAGAACGAUUGUUAUGGGCUUGCAGCUGAUAUAUGGAGCCUUGGGUGCACUGUAUUAGAGAUGUUAACUCAGCAACAUCCAUACCCUCAAUAUGAAUGGAUGCAAGCAUUAUUUAGGAUUGGCCAUGGUGAACUUCCUUUUGUUCCUGAUUCCUUGUCAAUAGAUGCUCGAGAUUUUAUCCUUAAAUGCUUGCAGGUCAACCCUAGUGAUCGGCCUACUGCUCGUCAGUUAUUGGACCAUCCAUUUGUGAAGAGCCCACUGCACCCUUUCAUUGGCCCUGCAUCUCCUAGGGCUAAUGGAAUACGACCUUAAAAGGCUUUCAUCUAGUAAUUGAACUAUAUGCACAAAAUUUAAGAGUCCUGCAAAAAUAAGCAAAAUUACAAGAAAAAUAAGCAUAUAAGAUUAUUUAUAUCAAAAUAUUUUUGGGGUACAAUCUUUAUGGUAGUGUUCUUCAAAAAAGAAUAUUUUCCUCCCAUUUGAUCACUUUGAUCACAAUCCAAGGGAUGGCAAUGUGAGUAUUUUCUUGAAGUUGACAAUCAAUCGAGGGUCUAGUACAACUUAUUCUUGAAUACCUUUGAGGAUGGUGAAGAACAUGUAAGGGUAUAGUACUUUGUGU